Messenger RNA from Microthlaspi erraticum, 801 nucleotides. Lineage: Eukaryota; Viridiplantae; Streptophyta; Magnoliopsida; Brassicales; Brassicaceae. The record is from the annotation of a GenBank genome assembly.
AUGCCUAAACGACAGACUCAUCCGCGUUUCACUCGCAAGGCUGCAUCAAAAACACAGUCACAGCCUCCUGAAGCUCGUCGCUCUGCAAAUUAUCGACCGUCUUUUUGGGAGCACGAUUAUAUCCUUUCCCUAGGUAAUACAUAUGAGAAAGAGGACAGCAUCGAGAGAGUUAAAUUGUUGCAGCAAGAAGUGAGUAAAAUGAUGAACGAAACAGAGGGUUUACUCGAACAGCUAGAGCUAGUCGACACUUUACAAAGACUCGGAGUUUCUUACCAUUUCGAAGGUGAAAUCAAGAAGAUUCUAACGAAUGUGCACGUAAAAGUUGCAAGACACGUAAACAGGGUAGAUCGGAAGAGAUCGGAAGACUUAUGCGCGACUGCCCUCAAGUUCCGACUCCUAAGGCAACAUGGUUUUAAUAUCUCACAAGAUGUAUUUGACGGAAAUUUUGGAGAUGGUUUGUAUGAUGAAGACAUCAAGAGUGUUCUUUCACUAUACGAAGCUUCAUAUCUCUCGACCAUAUUCGAUACUAAAUUGAAAGAGAGCAUAUACUAUACAACAAAACGACUUAGAAAAUUCGUGGAAAUGAAGAAGCCUGACACCAAAUCUUGUAUUCAAAAGAUGGUGAUCCGUGCGUUAGAAAUGCCGUACCAUCGGAGAGUUGGAAGACUAGAAGCGAGAUGGUAUAUAGACGUGUACGGAGAUACACAUGACAUGAACCCUGACUUGCUCGAAUUCGCCAAACUUGAUUUCAAUUUCGUGCAAGUUAUUCAUCAAGACGAGCUCAAAUCACUAUCUAGGUGA